Molecule: messenger RNA, 789 nt
Organism: Helicoverpa armigera (cotton bollworm)
Lineage: Eukaryota; Metazoa; Arthropoda; Insecta; Lepidoptera; Noctuidae
Gene: Naa80
Product: N-alpha-acetyltransferase 80
Exons: 2
Coding region: 163-762 (199 amino acids)
Biological process (GO): protein acetylation
Cellular component (GO): cytoplasm
Molecular function (GO): acetyl-CoA binding; N-acetyltransferase activity
Source: RefSeq, a predicted model, not a curated record
UACAGUCUGCGCUAAACAUGUGUGUGACAGCUAUAAAUAGGUUAGUUUGUGGCCGUGCUGUGCCCGCGGAGCACAAGAUGUUCCAAAACUUUGUCAGAUAAAAAUCACAAAUACUGUCCCAGCGUGAGGUUGAGCAUCAGAAAUGGACAUAGUUAAUUUUGGAUGAAGAUGGAAACGCAGAAUCUUCAAGUAGUACGCUUACACGAAAACCCCCAUUAUUUAAAAGCAUGCUGUGAAUUAAUCAACGAUGAGUGGCCACGCAGCGAGACCGCCCGGAUGAUGUCACUUCAAGCCUCCUGCAACCACCUGCCAACAAGCUUAAUUCUCAUCGAUGAUAUGAAACGCCUUCUUGGGCAUUGUAAAUUAACUGCUAUACCCAGCAUACCGGAAAGUUGUUUUAUAGAAACUGUAGUUAUCAGUAAAUUUAUGCGAGGAAAAAGGCUAGGUAGCUAUUUGAUGAGACAAGUUGAAGAAUACUGCAAAAAUAUAUUAAAAUUAAAGAUGCUACAUUUAUCCACCAAAGGACAGGAAAACUUCUACGCGAAAUUAGGGUAUGAAAAUUGUGCCCCAGUCUCCAUUUAUGGUGUCCGUAGUUUUAAUAGCGUACCUACAAUUAGUGAUAAGAUUCCAAAUCAAGUGCCAGUAAUUAAUAAUAUUGUAGAAGGAGCACCACCUCCCCCGCCCCCACCGAUGCCAAAACCUGAGACUAUGGUAAACAACACGUUAAAAUCGACUAAGACUUUUAUGUUCAAGUAUUUGUAAAUAUAAGUAGUUUUUUAAUAAUUAAAA